Messenger RNA from Daucus carota subsp. sativus, 1860 nucleotides. RefSeq names its product zinc transporter 4, chloroplastic. The transcript has 4 exons. The coding region runs from base 298 to 1563 and encodes 421 amino acids. NCBI's taxonomy places the organism in Eukaryota, Viridiplantae, Streptophyta, Magnoliopsida, Apiales, Apiaceae. Gene Ontology annotation, biological process: zinc ion transmembrane transport. Gene Ontology annotation, molecular function: zinc ion transmembrane transporter activity. The record is from RefSeq and is a predicted model, not a curated record. Gene Ontology annotation, cellular component: plasma membrane.
UUAUAACGACUAUUCCAUAAACAAAAAAUGCAACAUGUAUAGCUUGUGUCAUCCUCUCAAUCUCUGCAACCCCUUCAAUGUCGACAUUUUCUUCUUCUUUCUUAUCUCUCUCUACAUAUAUAUACACACAUGAUCCUAGACAAAACAUCCCAAACAAACAAAUCCUUAAGGGAUAUACCCUGUGCCCACCUCUGUGCAGAACAUCCCUUUUCUUCAUAGAGAUUUGUGUCAUUUUAUUGACUUUUGAGACUUUUUGUUCACGACCCAGAUCGUAAUUUGGUGUGAUUUACAAUACCCAUGUCUUCAAUUCAGGAAUUGGCAGGUGGGCUUUGGCUUGGGGAGUUUAGUGGCCUAAUCACCGGAAAGGCUCGAGCUUUUUCUGCCUCAUUUGUGCAAAAAGUUUCUGAAUCUAUGUCCACGGCUACUUGUGGCGGAGAGGAUGAUGAAUUGGAAACUUGUCGUGAUGAGAAAGCAGCUUUCAUCCUCAAAAUGUUGGCUAUAGCUGCCAUUCUUAUCUUUGGAGUUUGUGGUGUAGCCACCCCAUUGGUAGGCAAGAAAAGACGAUUUUUGCGUACAGACUCGAAUCUUUUUGUCGUUGCCAAGGCUUUUGCAGCAGGUGUCAUACUAGCCACUGGAUUUGUACACAUGUUACCGGAUGCCACAUCAACCCUUACUGAUCCGUGUUUACCUAAGUACCCUUGGUCCAAGUUCCCAUUCUCAGGAUUUUUUGCCAUGAUUGCCGCACUUGUUACAUUGCUUGUGGACUUUGUUGCAACUCAGUAUUAUGAACGGAAGCAAGAGAAACAGAGUCAACCUGUCCAUGUGGAUUAUGUUAAUAUAGCAACUGGACCAGAAAUUGUUUCCGCUGAGGUCAAUGAGAGCAGUGGUAAACUUUUCGGUGAAGAGGCGGGAGGAGGGAUGCACAUCGUGGGCAUGCAUGCUCAUGCUGCUCAUCAUAGCCACAAUCAUUCGCAUGGACAAGGGGCUUGUGAGGGUCAUUCACAAGAUCGCCCUGAUUCGCUUUCGCACUCCCACUCCCACUCCCACUCGCAUGGCUUUGGUAGCGGGGACGAGGAGAACAACAUCAGGCAUGUGGUUGUUUCACAGGUUUUGGAACUUGGAAUAGUUUCACACUCGAUUAUUAUUGGACUUUCACUAGGAGUUUCACAAAGCCCGUGUACCAUAAAACCCUUGAUUGGGGCUUUAUCUUUCCACCAGUUCUUUGAAGGGUUUGCACUCGGAGGCUGCAUUUCUCAGGCUCAAUUUAGCACCUUCCACAGCACAAUGAUGGCAUGCUUCUUUGCGAUAACAACACCUGUGGGUAUAGCUGCCGGGACUGGUCUAGCAUCAUUUUACAACCCCAACAGCCCAAGAGCAAUGGUUGUAGAAGGCAUCUUUGAUUCUGUAUCUGCUGGUAUAUUAGUCUACAUGUCUUUAGUAGACCUAAUUGCUGCAGAUUUUUUGAGUAAAAGAAUGAGUUGCAAUGUCAGACUCCAGGUUGCAUCUUAUGUUGCUCUUUUCCUUGGAGCUGGCUUAAUGUCAUCUCUUGCGCUUUGGGCUUAAUUAGGAUCUGAUUCUGACACAGAAGUCUGGCAAACUAACUUAAAAGAUACCUUUUUUGCAACUUUUCUCGGACCUGCAAGUUAGAAAUGGAUUUUUUUUUUUUUUAAUUAAACAGCUCUCUAGAUUUGUGCUCUAUAUUGUAUUAUAAUUUCCGUAGAAAUAGAUAUAUCUUUGUUCUUAAUUUUAUUCCGAGUAGUCUUUCGUUUUUGUGAAUUGUAAUCAUGUGGAGAGGAAGAAGAUGUAUAUCAGUAUAUGUACUAUGUAGAGGCUGUUUGUGUAUGUUGUGGUUUAAAUUCA